ACCCAAGGUGCGCACACAGCUAUCUGAUGGAUUCCCUGUCAGUACUGUACUUAAUCAGCAAUAGAGAAUCAGCAAAUUAGAUGGUGGGGGCAUACUCAAAAGGGAAGCCCUACUGGUAUGAACGAGAAAGACUUAAGUUGUUCAUAUACAAAGUCAAAUACAUGUGGAUGUGGAUUAGUUUGGUCUAAUUUGAAUGGGAGGAAGGUGAAUUAACAGCUAAAUAAUGUUCAAACGUGGACAAGCCUUUUUUUUCCCCUGUAGAGGGUUGCAUUACUUCAGAGGAAAUCUGUCAGCCGCCACUGCAUCUGAGAGCAUUUCUCUCUUACCCCUUUUUACUCCCCCCCCAUGUAAAUCUCUUUUUCUUUAUUUCCCUGACAUCUCUUUAUCUCUUCUUCCUUGCAUAGUGGACCUACCAGGAGAGAUUGCUCAUGUCAGAAGCCCGAAGUUGCAGUGGGCUUUUGAAUUAAGAAAAAGUCUAUGUAAAAUGUAGCCUAGGGCCACGGAUUGACCACCACUGUUUCAAGGGGGGGGGUCUUAGUGCUCGUCCUCAAUCUGACUGCCCCCCCAUUCUUCAAGGCAGGGGAUGGCUGCUCUGUGGGACCUGCUUCUCUGGUGACACAUCACUGUGCCAGGUUGGGAAUUAUACACAAAACAUGCAAAUGUGUUGAUGAAAAAAACUCAGUUCAUCACUGCCAAGUAUUUCUACAUUGUAGGUACAUCACUUUCUAUCUUCAGAGUUGCUUUUGAAAGGAAUUUUAAUACAGUUUUAAGGCUGGGUGGGGACCCACUUGCAAAUGAAAUCAUUCUGGUGCAGUUCCUGGUCAGCCGAGUACACGGCUGCAACUUUAGCAACAGCAUUGCUGUCAUCCUUUGUUUACUCAUCUCAUAAUAAAACUAAAUCUGCUGGGCCGAGAUUUUUUGGUCUUUUGUUUCAACAUCUCUACCCCACCCACCAGUGUCUGUGCUACAAUUUUGAAAUAUACACUGUCUAGGAUGUCUUAAUGGCUCUUUUCCGCUCGCUAUCCUAUAUUUGUGGCAGUCACAAGUGGCAUGUUCCAGGCUAAAAGGCGGAUGUUUUUUCACUUCAGUUGUGAAAAAAGCCCUAGGGCUUUGUAAAAUAGUUUUAGAGGAAUCUAGUUUUGUCAUCUUUACAGUGAAGUGGACAGGGUACAUUUCUCCAGUUACACCGUCUGCAAAUGGUAAGUUGACAAACCAGUUUUCUGCAGUGUUGGCUCAGAGAGUCACUUCCCCUUUCCUUGGAAGUGUUAUCUGAAUUCUUGUGUUACUAUGUCAGUCGCCUGCCGUCCUAAGAUUCAGUUCUCUUGCUCUAUGGCCAUUAGGUGAAAUUGCUGGGGCAUUCCAGGCUGGAACACCUUAGCCAGCAAAGCCGGAGGAAGAAACCAUGUCAGAAUGCUGCCUGUAUUAUUUAAUCAUGCUAGGACUAACCGGCAUUGGAAAACCAGUGCUAACAAUGGGAGGGUAUGCUCAUCAGAUCUCUAGGCAUUCCACAUAUGAGAUUGUAAUUCCUCAAAGAUUGACUGACAGGGUGAAGCGCUGGACGCAUUCUCAAAAGGAGCAUUUAGAUAAUCAGCUGUCUUACUUGAUCCAAACUGGAAACGGAACACAUAUCCUGAAAUUAAAGAAAAAUAAAAACCUUAUUGGUGAGAAUUUCAUACUAUAUACCUACAGAAAAGAUGGCAAAUUGGAGACUACUCCCUUCGAAGCUAAGGCUCACUGCUAUUACCGUGGAGUUGUUGAAGGGAUUGAGGACUCCCUGCUUGCUCUCAGUACCUGUGAUGGCCUUAGGGGAAUGCUUCAUAUUGGUGGCAAGCGAUAUGGCUUGGAACCAGUCGAUGGAUCAGAUCGAUUUGAGCACUUCUUCUAUGCCUUAGAAAACUCUCCCCAUGAGCCCUUUUCAUGUGGUGUGCCAAAUGAAGACCAUGAGCAGAGCACAAAGACUUUUCUCAAAUACACAAAUAUCUCACACAGUCCCUUCAAUUCGGACAAAAUUCUAAGGAGAAGGCGAGCCGUACUGCCAGAGAAAAGAUAUGUCGAACUGUAUAUGGUUGUUGAUAAAAACAGGUACUUGCUGAAGAAAUCUGAUGCUGAAGCUGUACAAAAGGAAACAGUAGAACUGGCUAAUUAUGUUGAUGGGAUGUUCAGUCCCUUAAAUAUACAAGUUGUCCUAAUUGGGCUAGAAAUAUGGACUCAAGGAAACCCUAUAGAUGUGGAUAGUGGUUCAGCUGGAGAUGUGCUGGGCAAAUUCGCAUCCUGGAGAGAGACAAAUCUCCUGAAGAGAUCACGAAAUGAUGUCAGCCACCUCAUCAUAGGGAGAAGUGCAUUUGGUGCAACGGUUGGAAUGGCUUUCGUUGGCACAGUCUGUAGUCCGAAUCAUGGAGGGUCAAUCAGCACAUUUAACCAUGGUGCUGUGAUAGCUCACGCUACAGUUGUUGCACAUGAGCUAGGACACAAUUUGGGUAUGAAUCAUGAUGACGGAAGAUGUUCAGGUCACUACAUUAUGCACAGUUCAGAUAAUGGGUCCAAGAACUUCAGCAGCUGCAGCGCCAAUGAUUUUGAGGACCUCAUUUUGAGAGGCAGAGGAACCUGCCUUCGAAAUCCUCCCAAGCCAAGUGAUAUUUAUACAGAGCCCGCCUGCGGCAACAACAUUGUGGAUAAAAAUGAAGAAUGUGAUUGUGGCACACCAGAAGAGUGUACCAACCCUUGUUGUGAUGCUGCCACGUGCAAACUAAAAGCUGGAUCAGAGUGUGCUGAAGGAUUGUGCUGUGAGAAGUGUCAAUUCAAGGUCGCAGGAGUGCAGUGCAGGGCAAAAAUGAAUGCCUGUGAUCUCCCUGAAUAUUGCAAUGGAACAUAUCCCAACUGCCCAGAUGAUGUGUAUAUCAUGGAUGGCUACCCAUGCAACAAUAUGAAAGACUAUUGCUAUGCUGGAAUUUGUCAGAAUUAUGAUUCUCAGUGUGAAUCCCUCUUUGGAAAGGGAGCAAAGAAAGGGCCAAAUGCUUGUUUUGAAACAGCCAAUAGUAAUGGAGACAGGCUCGGCAACUGUGGAAUGUCAAAAGGAGAUUUUGUUAAAUGUUCUCAAGCCAAUAGCCUUUGUGGCAAGAUUCACUGCACAUCUGUCAGUCAACAGAAUCUUCCAUCCCAGAUAUACAGCCAGAUUCAAGAUGGCGUUAGGUGUGUGACUACUGACUUUGCUCUGGGAUCAGAUGUUCCCGAUCCAGCUUUGGUUAACAGAGGCACAGCUUGUGCAGAAGGGAAGGCCUGUGUUGAUUUCAAGUGUGUCAAUGCAAGCCUGCUUGGCUACAAUUGUGAUGUAAAGAAAACAUGCAAUGACCGUGCAGUAUGCAACAACAAAGGCAAUUGCCAUUGUGAUCCUGGAUGGGCACCUCCUUAUUGUGACAAAUCUGGAUACGGUGGUAGCAUAGACAGUGGCCCAACUCACAUAGAUACAUCACUUCGUGAUGGCCUGCUAGUGUUUUUCCUGCUUGUGUUGCCUCUGCUAAUUAUAGUAGCGGUUGCAAUUGUCAAGAGGGAUGCAAUUAAAAGACGUAUUUUCAGAGAAUGGAGAAGACGCCACAGGGCUGAAAAUGCACGGCAAGCAAGACAAAGCAGCACUCCAGGUGGACCAAAGCCACCAGUAAAUAAUAGGCGGGUAAGAAUAUUUAUUUUUUUCAUCGCAAUGUAUUAUUUGAAGUUACUGCUGAUGAAUAAAGUUUGGGCUAAUGUUUCGGCUCUCCAUAGGCGCUGUGAAUUUGGCAAUGAUUUUCCAUUCAGAAAUGCAAUUCUGCAGAAGGUUAGAUCAGUUACAUUAAAGCAGUACAUGGUACCGUAUUUUGCUAGAAUGAAAAGAUGCAGUAAGCUUCACUGCUGUGUUAAGCAUGAAUUCUCCUUACUAUACAUUUCUUUUCCCUCUGCAGCCUACAACGUCAAAUUCUGGAAUCUUUACGAUAUCACACUUUCCUGCUCCAAGGCCACCCAUACAAGCAAACCUUGGGCCACUUCCAUCAAGACCUCCUUUACGACCACCAAUCCCACCCAGACCUGUUUACGCAACUCCAUCCUGAGAAAUUCUCAAGAGGGUUAGAUGGACACAUUAAACAUGUAAGAGGGUAGCAGAAAUGUGCCAGUGCUAAACCUGUUACAUAUUUUUGAAAGUAUUAUUUUUUAUCGAUAUACAAGUGAAGACCUCAUUUUAAUUUCUUAAAAACUGUUGAAACGCUAACAAAAGAAUAUGGGAUUCCCCCCCUCCGUAGAUAGACUAAGGCUGCCUUAAUCAUUAGAUCAGUGGUUCCCAACCUUUUUUUCUACAGACCACUUGAAAAUUGCUGAGGGUAUUGAUGGGCCACUGAAUGACUUUUUUUUUGCCUGUUAUAACGAUGGUAAUGUGCUGUGCUAGAUGCUGUAUGAUUUUUAAAUUGUAUUUUUAUUGCUUCUUCUAUUGUAUUUUACGGUAUUGCUCUAUUACAAUACACUAAAAUACAAUAUAAGAAAUGAAAGAAGCAAUAAAAAUGCACCUAAAAUCAGUAUUAGUAUUUAAUACCAACACAUGGACCACCUGAACAAAGUUUGUAGACCACUGGUGGUCCAUGGACCAGUCUCAGAACUCAUGUAUUAGACUGCAGAAUACUGUUUGUGUUGUGUCACAUUAGCCGUCAGGACAUAUACAUAAAUAUAUCUCUCCCAACACAGGGCCAAACUGAUACAAUGCUGAAUGUGUAAUUAGAAAUCAUUUUAGGUUUCCAAAUUUUACUAUCUUUUUUUUUUAUAAAAAAAAGGAUGCACUAGGGUUGAUUUACCACUGGGAUUGCAGCACACAAGAAAUGGAGAUCUUAGCACGCACACAACACACACCUAAGGCACAGCUGUUAGCCUUAGAAAAAAGGAUCUCAUUUAUGCCAAAGGCAGCUUUCACCCUAAAGCAGGCUUCCUCAAACUUGGCCCUCCAGAUGUUUUUGGCCUACAACUCCCAUGAUCCCUAGCUAGCAGGACCAGUGGUCAGGGGUGAUGGAGAUUGUAGUCUCAAAACAUUUGGAGGGCCGAGUUUGAGGAAGCCUGCCCUAAAGCUAUUUUCAUAGCCGAGGAAAGAGAGGUGAAACCUAUCCUCCACUAUACUGCAAUCCUGAUGGAAACCAUCCCUAUAUUUAAAAUAUGACACGAGUUCUAAUGAUGCACUUAGUGCUGCAUCUAGCUUUGCCCACAGCUUUUCUGUGAAUACAGUGGUACCUCUACUUACGAAUUUAAUGCGUUCCAAACGCACAUUCAUAAGUCGAAAAAAUUUGUAAGUCGAAUCCCAUAGGAAUGCAUUGGGAGAAAAAAUUCGUAAGUAGAAGCAACCCUAUCUAAAAAUUCGUAAGUAGACAAAAUCCUAUCUAAACCACAUCCAAGAUGGUGGACGGAGCUCCGUUCAUAAGUAGAGGUACCACUGUAAUUGUUCCUUAAAAUUCAGCUGCUUUAAACAUAAAACAAAAUGUUAAUGAAAACAAUGAAGGGGGGGGGAACACUUUUUGAUUUAUUUGCCCCCAGUUCAAUAAGGGGUGGCCAAUGCAUGGAAACAGGCACCUGUAAGUUGUUUAAAAUUGAGAGUGCGGAACCAAAGGAAGUGCAUGGAGGUAGAACUGAUACUGAAAAUUGGGUCGGGGCAGGAUUUUUACAGACCCUGAGUACUAAUUACAUGGUUGGCAAAGUGGACGUUAAUUUGUUUGAGAAUAGGGGUUGAUUCCAAUGUUGUUUGUCCUCAGCUGGUAUUGCCCAAGUUCAUAGUUGUUAUGUUCCAAAAUACUUACAGUACAUGGAUAUUUUUCAAUAUGCCUUUUUGCACUAAAGUAGGCAAAGUACUCCUAGAUUAAAGGUCUGGUCUUCCAUUUCUAUAUUCCAAACCUGUGGCGCGGGGGGGGGGGGGGGGCAUAAUUAUGCAUCCUCCUUAUUUACUUUUAAUAUAUAGGAAUUUAGAUCUUGUUUACAAUAUUGUAGGAACAGCUCACACUGUCAAAAUCAUACCUAAUCACACCCCUGCCAGUGUUUUUGUUUUGGAGGUGAAUGAAUGUACAAUCCGAUUGCUGUGAAUGCUAUACUGUAUUGUUAGAAACAGUAAAUUAUUUUUACGGGUAUUUAUUUGAAUAUAAGACUUUGCUGACUCAAAAAAAAUAUAUCUAAGCGGUGUAUAUAAAGCAAUAAAAUAAUUAACAGAUAAAAGUAGUAGCAUUUAAAAAUGAGUAAUACACAAUGAAAUUAUAUGCCGAGAUAGGCUUGCUGGAAUAAAAGGUUUUAGCAGACAUUUAAAACAGUAGAAUGAAGAUGUCUGCCAAAUCACAGAGUUGGAAGGGACUACAAGGAUCAUCUAUUCCACCCCCUGUAAUGCAGGAAUCCUUUGCCCGACAUGGGGUUUUAACCCCCACAGUUCAGCUCAUUUUUCUGAGAAUGAGGGCUGUAAGGUUUGCUUACAGGUUCUAAAAUGCCAUCAGAAAUCAAACUUCUAACAAUACUUUUCAACUACUACUUUUUCUAAUACCGGUACCUAUAACCAUUUUAUAUGCAAUUUUGCACAAAUCGCAAUUAAAUACCUUUAGAAAACACUGUCACACACUGUUGUAUUUCAGUGGCAAUCUCUGUGAACUAUUUUGU
This is a messenger RNA of Zootoca vivipara (common lizard), 6636 nucleotides long. The record is from RefSeq and is a predicted model, not a curated record. NCBI's taxonomy places the organism in Eukaryota, Metazoa, Chordata, Lepidosauria, Squamata, Lacertidae.